Messenger RNA from Melanotaenia boesemani (Boeseman's rainbowfish), 3387 nucleotides. Its product is annotated as amyloid-beta A4 precursor protein-binding family A member 3. The record is from RefSeq and is a predicted model, not a curated record. Gene Ontology annotation, molecular function: amyloid-beta binding; protein binding. The transcript is spliced from 11 exons. Gene Ontology annotation, biological process: chemical synaptic transmission. Lineage: Eukaryota; Metazoa; Chordata; Actinopteri; Atheriniformes; Melanotaeniidae. Gene Ontology annotation, cellular component: dendritic spine; plasma membrane; cytoplasm. Bases 370 to 2544 code for a protein of 724 amino acids.
AGCACAACUAAAUAGCCACAGCCAAUAAAUAAAAGCUGUCAGUCGACAAUAAGAACAACAAUGGGAAUUAGUCUGAUUUACAGCAUCAAUAGUAUCUUACACCAGUGUUUUUUAUUAAAUUGUUUUAUAUAACAGUGCUGUUGUUAGUAUGACGGGAAAAAACAAAACCGAAGUUUUGGAGAAGGUUCAAAUUCCAAACCACGUCAACUCAUCGGUCGUGGCACCCACAGAGGUCUCUAUCUGGCACAAAGAAGCUGAAAAAUACUUGAAACAUCAGAGUAUUUAUUACAGAUAAUCCUGCAACAUUGUGACCUCAGUCAGAAGUCUGCACAGUAAUGCCAGUUUUCCCCUGAUAGACCUUCUCUCAAAAUGGACUCAGCCUGCUUCCUUGUUGAUCCAUCAGCCUCUGCACCUGCAGAACUGCAGUCUGAUUUCAUCCCUGUAAACGGAGCUUCAUCUAGUGAAGUAAGUCUCACUGCAACAGCUCCACCAGGGUCAGAAGUGGAGGAUCUUGAUUCCUACAACCCGAUUGAACCUCCUCCAUUAGACUGGAGGUCAGACUCUUCAAGUGAGGCAGGUUCAGCUGAUCUGGAUGACCCCAGUUUGCAUCCCCCUGCUGACAGUCUGGACAAAGAAAGCAUUGGAGAGUCAGUGUUGCCAACUUUGGAUGUGAGAGACAUUUUAAUUCCAUUUGAUGCAAACCAGCAGGUGCUUCUAGAAAAUAUAACAGAGCCUGUCCAAGAUGUAGAGGUAGAAGUGGACGAAGACGAUAAAGCAGUUGAAGAGGAGGUGAAGGGGAGGUCUGGAGAUGGACAGAGAGACCAGGAAGUGGUGACAUUUAGAGACACUGAAAAGAGAGUUUAUGAAGAGGAAAUUGACUAUUCCAACACAGGAUCAAGUGAUGAAGACCACAGCCGCAUCCACACCCUGCUAAGCCAGCUCCAAUUGAGGGACAAAGGGCCCGAUCCUUGUCAUCAUGCAUCCACUUACCAUCACUACUCCAGCCUGUCUGAGCCAGUUGCAUAUGCUUCCCCACAAUUAACAGACGACAGCACUGAAACCACAGGCCUGCUGUUCUCAGAAAACCACCAGAGGGACCUGCUGGGAAUGUUGCAGUGUACAGAUAUCAGUGCUACACCCCAUGCCACUUGUCUGCCUUACAGAGGUGAAGUGGACGCUGUAGUGUCAAUUUCCUACAGCCAGGAGGAUGCUCAGAGGUUCUGGAUGCAUUAUGAGAACAGUCAACAGCAGCGAUCCAGGGACGACUCCAUCAGUAGUCUGCCUGAUGACAAGUAUCCUGAGCCAGUCUGGAUGAAGAUGGGGGAAGAGCCUCCAGAGGAUGAGGCUGCUGCAGAGAGUGAACAGAGUCCUGAUGACCACCCUUCAUAUAAAGAUGUACCCGGGCCUUGUGACCCUGAAGACUUGUUGGAUGGAGUUAUAUUUGGUGCAAAGUAUCUGGGCUCCACUCAAAUCAAAUCAGAGAGAAACCCUUCAACAAAUGCUCGCAUGGCCCAAGCACAGGAGGCCGUGGACAGAAUUAAGGCUCCGGAGGGAGAGUCUCAGCCAAUGACAGAAGUGGAUCUGUUCAUUUCCACUCAGCGAAUCAAAGUGCUUUCUGCUGACACACAGGAAGCCAUGAUGGAUCAUGCUCUGCAGAUGAUCUCUUACAUAGCAGACAUCAGCGACAUUGUGGUCCUGAUGGCACGAAGGAAACACAAAGGGCAGGAUGAUGACCUGCCUUCUAAAACUUCUUCGUCAUCACCCUCUGUGUCUCAGAAGAAGUGCACAAUGAUCUGCCAUGUCUUCUCUUCAGAGGAUGCUCAGACCAUAGCCCAGGCUAUUGGGCAGGCAUUUGGAGUGGCUUACCAGCAGUUCCUUCAGACUAAUGGCAUCAAAGCCAGCGAUCUGAGGCCCGGGGAGUACAGUGACUACCUGGAAAGUCAAGAGCUCUACAAUGGAGACCUGGCCCACUUCUCUGACUCUCAAAACCUCCGAGAUAUAGUCAUCACCAAGACUCCUGGAGAGAUCUUGGGUCUUGCGGUGGUGGAAUCGGGCUGGGGCUCUAUCCUUCCCACCGUGGUGGUGGCCAACCUCCUUCAUGGUGGACCAGCUGAACGCUGUGGUGAGCUCAGCAUCGGUGACCGCAUCAUGUCUGUAAACGGCACCAGUUUGGUGGGUCUGCCUAUAACCACCUGCCAGAACAUCAUCCGGGACCUGAAAAGCCAAAAGUAUGUGAAGCUCAGCAUUGUCCACUGCCCCCCAGUCACCAUGGCGAUCAUUAAGAGACCAGACCCCAAGUUUCAGCUGGGUUUCAGUGUGGAAGAUGGCAUUAUCUGCAGUCUAAUGCGGGGUGGUAUCGCAGAGAGAGGAGGAAUACGUGUCGGGCACCGCAUCAUUGAAAUCAAUGGACAGAGUGUUGUUGCAACGUCACAUGACAAAAUUAUCCAGAUCCUGACAAAUGCUGUUGGAGAGAUUCACUUGAAGACUAUGCCGGCCUCGACGUAUCGACUCUUAACAGGACAGGAACAGCCAGUGUUUCUUUGAUAAAAUCCUGCUUCACAAGGACAUAAACAACACACAGUGUUCAUGCUACGAAAGCUGUUGCCAAACUCAGAAAAUAUUACGUUUGUAUAGCACAGCAUAUUAUAGACUGUUGUCGCACCACUGCUGCCACAUGAUAAACUAGUUUAGUUAUAUAUCUUUAAGAUGUAAACUACGUUUGAAUAUGAGAGCAUUAUUUGAAAUGAAACGGAUAGAUUGCAGCUGUCCCUUUGUAUUUAUCAGAUAUUUUCAAUAUUUAACAAUUCAGGUAAUUGUUUUUUAAUUCAAACUUAGAGCUUAGUCUUGAGAUACAUCAAGUAUAGAGCACCUGGAAAGUCUUUAGGCCUGACGUGUUCUCAACAUGCCUGUGGUUUACAUGUUUAAAGGGGUAACUUUAUUCAAUUAGGAUAAAGAGUAUGUUUUUAUUAUCCGCUUUCUUUUUCUCGCAUAUAUAUCACUAAGUGUCUGGUACAAGUGUCAGAGAGUGCUCUGGUUCAUUUAUGCAAUGUUUCAUUGACUGUGUCUGACAUGAAGCAGAUACUGUAUGCACAAUUAAAGGUGACUGCCUUAUGUGAUAAAGAGAUGCUUAUAUUUUUAAGUAUUUGUUGGUAUGAACUUUCAUUAAAAUGGUCUUUAAUAUAUCUUUAUGAUGUUCUUCAUUAAGAGGCUGUGGGCAUUGUAUAAGUUUGAGAUACAAUACUGCAUUUAAGUUGCUGGCUACAGAUAGAAUUUAAGAAUGAUAACUAUAAAGGCUGAAUUUAAGACUUUAGCAUUGAAAAUGUACUGAAUACCUUCAACAGUCUUAGUCUAAAUUUUAUAUACAAUUUGAAAAAAAUUCCUAUUAAG